Messenger RNA from Solea senegalensis (Senegalese sole), 4489 nucleotides. RefSeq names its product tudor domain containing 12 (gene tdrd12). NCBI's taxonomy places the organism in Eukaryota, Metazoa, Chordata, Actinopteri, Pleuronectiformes, Soleidae. The transcript has 38 exons. Gene Ontology annotation, biological process: transposable element silencing; germ-line stem cell division. The coding region runs from base 66 to 4379 and encodes 1437 amino acids. The record is from RefSeq and is a predicted model, not a curated record.
UUUGUCCCGCGGUCAAUUCAUCGACCUGUCACGCUGAGAAGUUCGCAAAUAGGAGUGGGAGCAUCAUGCCGAUAAUAUCAAUUCUCAAGGUUGAGAACCCCUCCUGCCUCUGGGGCCGGGUGAGUCAGGACAACAUAGAGAAGACAGAACAGCACAAUACUCUGCUGACUCAAAUUAACCUCUUCUACCAUGACGUCAAUCUGGACCUGCACAAGCUGAAACCAAUGUCAAUAGAGGAGGGACAGGUGUAUGUGGUGUACUGGUCAAUGAUGAAGUCGUGGUGUCGGGCUGUGGUGGAGUCUGUUGUCAUGGACUCGGCGUCCUGUAGGGCUCGCUGCCUCCUGGUUGACUAUGGAGAACGACUCGUCAUCACCAAAGAUCAGAUCCGAGUUGCUGUUGAUAAAUUCCUCCAGCUACCUUUUUGGAUGAGGAAGUUCCACCUGGCAGGACUCAAACCAACAACCCUUCGAGUGUCUUUGUUUGAGGAAAAGGCAGAGUUGGUGCCAUCCACUCAGUGGGACAGCUCAGCUACACUCUACCUGCACAACCUGUUACAAGCAUCAACUCUGACAGAGGCUGUAUUGUUUGAAACUGAGUCAGACUCAACCUCCAUCAAUCUCUACCUUACUGUUGCAAACAUCAAGAUGUGUGUAAAUGAUGACCUUGUUGCAAAGAAGUUUGCAUGUUAUAGCAAAGGGUCACCUGAAAACACUAGAUUGGACUUGUUGGAUCGCAUUCCCAGCAUCUUAACCCUGACUGUCUCUGCACCUUCAAACAAGCUGACAGCAAAAAAACAACCAUCUCCUGUGAUAUCAAAUGGUGCAGUUGUUGACAGAGCAGAUGAUUGGCUAACAGCAUCAUCUUCAGCUCAGAGCCAACAGCAUGAGCUGAUGACCUUUGAGGGGGACAUCAAACCAAACAUUGCAGAUCAACCGACAGGCAACCGGUCAAGGAGCAGCUCUCACCCUGCUGCUGUAGAUAGUGACUCAUCAGAUGGCACAGACUCAUCUCUGGCUGCAGCUCUGACCAGAAACCUCAGCCUUUUCAAGUUCGUGAAAUUUCUGAAUCCUGGCAGUAUCUUCCAUCAGCCAGCUAAUAGUGUCAGUCAGCAUGAAGAGCUUAGCCAUGGUGAACCUAAAGAGACGAUUGCAGCCUCCGGCACCUGCACAGGACAGGAAGACAAUCAGCCAGUAACAGUUGAUGAAGAGGUUUUCCAUAUGAGUGGUGGAAAAAGUGAAGAUGCAGAUAUUGACCUAAAUCAUGUAGAAAAUCUGGCAGAUGAAGACACAAGCUCCAGUAGAUCAGUGCAGUCAGGACCAACAGAGGCAGACACGCCACGGAGGAGUAAAAUGGACCAAACCUGUUCAAGGUUUUUGGAGUGGUUGAAUCCGGAGCCCCUGGAGUCUCAUCCAGAGGCUGGAGAUGAUGCUCCUGACUGUCCUCAGGUGGUUCCUAGUGAUCCGAUGAAAAGUGGCGUUUUGGUGCACUCAGCGUUCACAGUUCAGCCCUGCACCAGUUUGGAAGAUGCGCCUAUCACCGAUGCUCUCCGCUCGGUGCUCCGGAGGAAGCAGUACAGCACUCUGUCUCCAGCUGACCGUUACAGCUGGCCACCUGUGUCUCAAGGACACAACACCAUUGUCAUCUCCCAAGGUGCUGACCAGCCACUCAGCUACCUCGCCCCACUCCUUAGCCACAUCCUGCUGAAUUCCAUCUUCUGCUCCUUCACCUCCAGCACAGGGCCCAUAGUGGUGGUGCUGUGUCCAAAGUGGGAGAAGGUCCAGACAGUGUAUGACCUACUGGAGAGUAUCAAGGGUGCCCAAAUCCUUCAUCCAUUCAGUCUGUUGGUGGGUGUCGGGAAGGACGAGGCCAAGACUGUCAAGAUCCCAAAGAACUGCUUGCUAUUGGUGACCACUCCCUUCAGUUUGGCCCGUCUGCUGUCCUUCCACUGCUUCAUGUUCCUGCGUCUGUGCCACCUGGUGCUGGACGAGGCCGACCAGCUCUUCACUCAUGCUCCAGAUGAGAUGGCAACCAUCUUGCAGCAUUUCCAGAAGGUAACCUCCAGUGAGGGGAAUGUCUCCUGGCCUCAGCAGCUUGUUGCUGUGGCCAAGCAGUGGACAAGUCACAUGGAGGCAUUGUUAACCAAUUAUAUGCCAUAUCCCUGCAUUGUCAUAACCAUCCCAGAGGAAGCUGCUCUCUAUGGUAACGUUCAGCAGCUCAUCCUCAUGACUCCAGAGAGCAGCAAGAUCUCAGAACUUUUGGGCACACUGGAUUUCAGCCUGGAUGUUUGUCAGAAGACUCUGAUCAUUACCAACUCUGCUCAGGAAGUUGAAAAUGUGUUCAUGGCUGUAAAGAACAAAUCAUUGUUCUGCCUCAAGACUCAUGAGGGCUUAACACACCAGUUUGAGUUUGUCAUCCAGGAGUGGAGGAAAAACAUCGGCCGUGGCACUCAUGUUAUUUUGGUAACCACCAAUGAGUGUCUCAAGUGUUUUGGGAUCAAAGAUGCCACUUGCGUCAUCCACUACGGCUUUCCCACUUCUCCCAAGCUGUUUGGCAGUCGACUCCUCUGUUUGUCUGACAACUUCAGAAAUUUCUCAGGACGGGUUUUAACCCAGGAUCAAACAGAGAGCUGUCCUUGUGUCAUCAGGUCAGUGCUGCUGAUUUCAGAGAGGAAUGCUCCUCAUGUUGUCGGGGUUCUGCGCUAUCUGGGAAGAACAGACGCCCUGCUGCCCCCUGAGCUGCUGUCCUUCGCCCAGGGUGUCCUUGUGGCACGGGAGGAUCUCAAGAUCAACAGACCUCUUUGCAGCUAUCUGAAGAACUUUGGAGUUUGCAGAGACAGCAGUACAUGUUCUGACCGUCACAGGUUCAUUUCCCAGCUCGACCAAUCUGACCUCCCCACCUCUGGAGUCAUAGAAGUCGUACCAGUCUACAUCAAGACAGCGUCUGUCUUCUACGGUCGAAUCGUUACAAAAGACAGUGGUUUUGAUAGCUUGGCAUCAGAGAUGACUUCUUACUAUGCUGAUAAGAAACCAGGAGCUGAAGUGUUGGUGGAGGGAGGCUUGUAUGCCGUGGAAGAGGAUGAUUUCUUCCACAGGGUGAAGAUCCUCUCUGUCCCAGACAGGCGUAACUGCUUGUUUUUCACACUCAUUGUUCGGUUCAUUGAUGUGGGAAAGGAGGAGGAGGUGAAAUCUCACCAGAUCCUUCAGCUGCCAGAGCAGUUCCACGCUCUGCCUGCCCAGGCCGUGGAGAUCAUUGUCUGCUCGGUCAAACCAGUUGAUGCUGAAAUCGACUGGCACCCAAAGGUCACCAGAGCCAUCAGCCAGAAGAUCAAAGGUCUGCAGCACCGGGCCAGAGCUGUUCUCAGUUUGGGAAACGCCGUCUUUGUUGAUUCCAUGGUCCGGGUGACUCGGGUACCGGGUAUGAAAACCAUUAUCAACGAAUAUGCCGUCCGGUCAGAGAUCCUGAAUACUGGAAUGGGAGUCGGCAACCCAGAGCAUCUGGACCUUCUGAAGCAGCUUUGCCAGGGAGGUGAGACCAACAACGGCAAAGAGGCGGGUCACAUUACUGGGUUGAAGGACGGAUCAAUGUCUCCAGAGCUCAGGAUCAAAGCUGAGGAAUGCGCUAUGGCUGAAGUCGUCAGGGCAGCAGAGGCCAGAAUGCUUUCUGACCUUCCUCAACUCGAGCCAGUGCCAGACCUUCCUCAACUCGAGCCAUUAAAUCUAGUGUCUUCAAUGGAGCAGUGCCCAGUCCCAGAAUCACCAGAUAAUCAACUGUGCCCUGUCUCACUGUGUGAUCAGGAAGUCUUGUCAGAUAUUCAGGCUGCAAAUGAACAGAGGAGUAAUCACACUGGGAAACAAAAUUCAUUUGAACAUAUAAGGAAUGGAGAUGGAGAACUAUGUCCCACCACCAGCCUGGCUGCUGGCAAUGAUCAAAACAACAUCCAACAGGUCACCACUGAAAUAGUCAGCGAUGGCUCCACAAAAAGUUUCCAUCCUCAGGUCCGCUGGUACCAGACAUCAGACUCUGUGAUUGCCACAGUGAAGCUGAUGAACCCAGAGAGCCAGCGCUGUGACUUCUACCCUGACAGAGUCACCUACAGUUGCAGAGUGAAUGGUCGGAACUACAGAGCAGACCUGGAGCUUCACGACAGCAUUAAUGCGGGCAGCUCGCACUGGGAAAUGAAGUCCAAUGAGCCAGUCAUUAAACUGGUCAAACGACGACGGGGAUACUGGGAGAAACUUCUUAGAAACAAGAAUAUUUUUGUGAAUUAUGAUAUGGAUCACAUUGAACAGGAUGAAGACAAAGCUCCAAACGGUCCGUCGUUUGUGGCGAACACAGGAGAGAAUGACUGGUAUGUAGACUCAGAGACCGACAGUGACUGAUGAUGAAAGGGCAACAAACAUCAUGUUCAGUGCCUUUGUGGGUGUGCACUUCAGGGUUUGUUGAAUUAACCUGAUGCUGUCGCAACCAUCUUCAGUAAGUAGCUCUAGAA